Messenger RNA from Saprolegnia parasitica CBS 223.65, 1921 nucleotides. RefSeq lists its product as hypothetical. Gene Ontology annotation, cellular component: Golgi membrane. The coding region runs from base 25 to 1893 and encodes 622 amino acids. The record is from RefSeq and is a predicted model, not a curated record. Gene Ontology annotation, biological process: protein palmitoylation. The transcript is spliced from 9 exons. Gene Ontology annotation, molecular function: protein binding; palmitoyltransferase activity. NCBI's taxonomy places the organism in Eukaryota, Oomycota, Saprolegniomycetes, Saprolegniales, Saprolegniaceae.
ACUUUAGAUUUCGAGUGACAUUCCAUGCGGGUCUUCUGCGGCGAGUGCAAGACAACGCGGGCCAACGACGCGGACGCAACGGCCUUCGACCCGAGUCUGGCCUGCGCCACGUGCGAGCGCCCAUGCACCAUCCCGACGGUCUUCCAGUGCGCCCAGUUCGGCCUCCUGGACGAGCUCAAGUUCCUCCUCGGCGAGAUGGUCGCCGUGGAUAUCAACAUGCGCGACGACACAAACGCGACGCUCUUGCACUGGGCAGCGCUUAACAACCGCAUUCUGCUCAUGAUGUACUUGCUCGAGCAGCCCAACAUCGACGUCAACGCCAAAGGCGGCGAGCUGCAGUCGACGCCGGUCUACUGGGCGGCCCACCGUAACCACGUCUACGCCGUCGCGCUACUUCUCGAGCACGGUGCCGACCCCAACAUCCACGAUAUCAACGGCAUGAACACGCUCUUUGUGGCGGUGCAGUCGGGACUGACCAUCCUCUCGGCAUACCUCGUUGCCAUGGGUUGCCCCGUCGACUGCCGCAGUCUCGACGAGCACCGCAACACGCCGCUGUUGUGGCUCUGUCGCUACGCCUUCGACCUCGAUACGAUGCGCAUGCUGUACGGCCUCGGCGCCUCCGUGCACGCCACGGACGCCAACGGCAACACGGGGCUCCAUCACGCUGCUCGCAGCGACGUUGUCAAGGCCGUCAAGUUCCUCUUGGAUCAUGGCGCUGACGUGCACGCGCGGAACAACGAUGGCGAGACGCCCCUCGAUGUCUCCAAGGGCGUCGCGAGAGAGAUCCAAGCGCGCUCGGAAGGCCGCAAGACUGCCGCCUGCCUCGGGUUCCUCACCAAGGUCACGUCGUACGAAGCCUCGUACACGACCUUUCCGCUCAGCGUGCUCAAAGCGCACCCGGCACAGACGGCGUUUUGGCUGCCGUGGCUCGUCCUCGGUCUCGGCGCGUGGUGCCUGCACGCUCUGCAUGGCUUUUGGAUGAUUGCGACAGGCUUUGUCGCCACGGGCGCCGUUGCGUACAGUCUCUUUCAAGUGGCGGGUCUCAGCGUCAACCCGAGCAAGCGCAAGAACGCCGCGCUCAUGCUCGGCGUCAACGUUGGCUCGACCUUUUGGCUCCUCUUGGUCUUUGGCGUCGAGCUCUACCCUCGCGUCUCGACGUGGGCCACGCUUGUUCAGUGUGCCCUCGCGCUCGGCAUCCCCAUCUGCUUGUACGUGACGGCGACACGUGACCCGGGCUUCAUUCCGACGUCGUAUGAAGAGCGCUUGCAGAACAUUCGGGCGCUCGUGGACCUCAAGUCGCGCUCCGACAUCAAGCUCUGCACGACUUGCGUCCAGCGACGCCCGCUGCGGUCCAAGCACGACGCUGAGCUCAACAUGUGCGUGGCUCGCUUCGACCAUUACUGCCCGUUCGUCGCCAACGCUGUCGGCGCCAACAACCACAACUACUUUUUCGGCUUCCUCUUCUUUGCCGUCGCUGCCAUUGGGUUUGAGCUUCUCCUCCUCACCUCCUACUUUCGGGACGAGGGUAUUGGCGCGCUGAACUAUGGCGACAUGCCGUUCGUGCUCUUCCACGACUACCCAGUGGUGACGGCCGCGUUCAUCUUGGCGUCCGUGCACUUGCUCUGGAUCGGAUACCUCUUUGGCUUCAACGUGUACGGCAUUUUGUUUUCGUGGACGACGAACGAGGUCGUUUUGAGCCAGCGCCAGCCCAACCCGAGUGCCAACCAGACCCACCACUCGGUCUACUCGCGCGGAUGGCUCCAGAACUCGCUCGACUUUUUCCACGUCCGCAAGUCGUCGCCCCUGUACGUUAACUGGCGCGUGCACCACUUCUACGACGUGCGCGAUCUCCACGCCAAGACAGCGACCGACGUCGAGAGCAAGGAAGCUUAGAUAUCAUUUGAAUCCAGUCAGAUACACG